AUGAACGCCGCCAUUUUAGGACUGAAGUCAAUCUCAGUACUUCCACCGACGAAUUUCAAAAGUAAAUUUCUUCACUCAGUGAUGAAAUACACCAAAAAUGGUGUGUCAACUUUCAAUCCUCUUAUCUUGGAGCUUGAAAUUUUUAAGGCUUGGGAUGUUAACCCAAAUCCCGGUCCAAGGGGCAACAAGAAGUACAAGAUAAACGAACUGUGCCCUCGGAUAUCUAUACCAGGAAAUGGUCGUAAACUAGGCCAGUGGAACGUAAAUAAUUUAACGGACUCUAAGCUGGAGCAAAUAAGGUUACUACAAACUGCGAAUUAACAUGAAAUUGAUGUGCUUUUUCUAAUCGAAACCUUCCUCAAGCCAAACAAGCCUGACUGCGUUCUACAAAUACCUGGAUACACGCUUUUCAGAAAAGACCGACAAGGAUCGAAGAAAGGCGGUGGAAUUCUUGCUUAUGUCGCUGACAGACUUAAGGUCGAAAGAAUCACAAGCCUGGAAGAAAACGAACUUGAAACCGUUUGGUUACAAAUCCAUCCGUACAAGUCAAAUC
Molecule: messenger RNA, 553 nt
Organism: Porites evermanni
Lineage: Eukaryota; Metazoa; Cnidaria; Anthozoa; Scleractinia; Poritidae
Source: the annotation of a GenBank genome assembly